Penicillium longicatenatum is the source of this 2547-nucleotide messenger RNA. RefSeq names its product putative homeobox and C2H2 transcription factor. Gene Ontology annotation, biological process: regulation of DNA-templated transcription. The transcript has a single exon. The coding region runs from base 1 to 2547 and encodes 848 amino acids. Lineage: Eukaryota; Fungi; Ascomycota; Eurotiomycetes; Eurotiales; Aspergillaceae. The record is from RefSeq and is a predicted model, not a curated record. Gene Ontology annotation, molecular function: DNA binding.
AUGGAGUACUUCGACUUUGAAGGUGCCUCAUCGGCUCAUGAAUCCAACCACCCGAGUGACGACGUCGGCUCGGUUGAUCUAGAAUUUGAUGACGCCGAGGAAAGGGCUGUCAAUUUCAAAUCUUUGCUUCAAGAUGAAUCAUUGGAAUUUCUCCACGACCCGCCUGUCCCGGAGACCGCCGAACAAGACUUACCUGAUGCCGUUGGUCCCGAUCAGGACACCGGAGUCUACCCCAUGUUCCGCGCCGAACAGCCCUGUGACUUUUGUCGACGAAUGGGCCUCGAUUGUUUUGUUGCCAAGCGUGGAGUUAUGCAAAAUGGUUGUACCUGUUGCAUCUCUCUCUACCGCGAAUGCAGUUUCACCCAUGCCAAAGUUCCUGGCAAGUUUCUUCAAACAUUACAUCCUGUGUCAGAGAACGCCUACAUCCCAACGGGCGGCCUGACUGGGAAACGAGCACUCAAAUCCGUAUCCUACGGCGGCUUUGGGGAUGAUUCAGAACCGCGUUCCCGCAAAAGCAGCACUACUCGAUUUUCGCGCAAUGCCCUCAAUGUUCUCAAGGGUUGGCUGCGAGAUAACAACGAUAACCCAUAUCCUACUGAGACUGAGAAGGAUGAAUUGAAAAACAACACCGGCCUUACAAGAACACAGAUCGCCAAUUGGCUCGCGAAUGCUCGACGACGUGGCAAGGUUCGCCCUGCCAGUGGCCCUGGAUCUUCUACUCCAGGCGCCGUUAACAUCCCUGGUCAAGAAUCAACAGAUGUAUCACUCAUGACUCCCAUUGAACGUUGGAAACACUCGCCCCCCGAAAACGAACCUGCCACCAUCGGUGAUAUUGCUCGCGCCUUAGCAAACCCGCCAUUCGAUCCGUCCCGUCAACAUCGUCUGUCCCAGUCGGGUCACGUGAGGGCACAUCGCCCUGGAUCUACCAAUGAGUCAAGCCACGCAAGCUCAGACCACAAAAGAUAUACCGCCUCAGGAAGUAGUUUGGAUUCUAGUCACUCAUCCCUGUCUGACCUUUCCUUUGCUUCCGCAUUCUCCCAUCGAUCCUCUCGUUCAUUUGGCUCAAUGGAUCGCAAAGAGCGUCGCCGUCGCCGCAAGGCAUCGGUACCUGUGAAUACUUUCAAUCAUCAGAAGGCUCGAGCUGUUCGACCCUUCCAGUGCACUUUCUGCACUGAUUCUUUUGCUGCCAAAUAUGACUGGCAACGUCAUGAAAAGUCCAUGCAUCUCAUCUUAGACAAGUGGACAUGUUCCCCUCAUGGCGGCGUCACUGAAGAGAAUGGCACACUUCGAUGCGUCUUCUGCUUUGCCAUCAAUCCUGACAAAGACCACUUGGAAACACACAACUAUCUCAAUUGUCAAGAAAAGUCCAUCCAGGAAAGAACUUUCUAUCGGAAGGAUCAUCUCAAUCAACACCUUCGUCUCAUGCACAAUGCCAAGUUUCAACCCUGUAUGGAGAUUUGGCAGAGUAGCAUCACCAACAUCAAGUCCCGCUGUGGGUUCUGUGCAUCAGUAUUGCACACUUGGAAGGAUCGCGUGGACCACCUUGCCGGUCACUUCAAAAAUGGGGCCAACAUGUCCCAAUGGCAUGGGGAUUGGGGCUUCGAGCCCUAUAUUCUCGAGCGUGUUGAAAAUGCCAUUCCACCAUACAUGAUCGACUAUGAGUGGCGCUCACCAAAUCCUUGGACCACCGUGCAGGCGCAAGGGGAUGGAUCUACCCCGAGGCUGAGUGUACCCAAUGACGCCAAUUGCUAUGACCGUCUCUCACACGAGCUCACUGCGUAUAUUCACCAUCAAACCGCAGAAGGAUUGAUCCCUACCGAUCAGAUGAUACAAGCUGAAGCCCGUCGAGUUAUUUACGGCAGCGAUGAUCCUUGGAAUCAAACCUGCGCCGACAAUCCUGUCUGGCUAGGUAUUCUGAAGCGCGAUACUGGACUCCAAUCGGCUGUGAACAAUGACAGAAUCCGGUACUCAGAUCUUGGGUUACAACCUCCCUUUGCCGUUGAUGGAGGGCUGCGCAAUCCCCCACCAGAAACCAAUAUUCUAGCAAGGGCUGUAUGCCCUGGUGCCCUACCCAGCCCUGCAGUAUCCAGCCCUGGUCUCCGGAGUCCGGCCUACCCGGGAACCGGUUUCUCUUCUGCCGGCCCUAGCGGUACAGGCAGUCUUUCAGGCAGCUAUGUUGGUAGUGCAGGGAUGGUAUCAGCUGGCAUUCCGGCACUUUCAUCUGAUUGGAGUAGUAGCCUUCCAGGCAACGCUUCGGCCUCUUCUGCUCCUGCAGACGGGUCUACUGACCCGUUGGUCCAGAUGGGCUUCGACCCAGACUUUCUACGACGAUUGAACGACAGCUACAGUGAACUUACGCCGCCUGAGCUGGAGGACCUGCCUUUAAGCCAUCCCUCGGCUUAUGACGGUAAGGGAAAAGAGAAAUGGGUGGAUCCGGGCCAACGAAUCUCAGAUCCUAAUGCCUUUCUCCAUUCAAAAGAGGACGGUCCUGCAUCAGAGAAUGCCCAGCAGGGCCGGCCUGCAUUUUAUGAUGAUGUGGGGUUCUGA